Messenger RNA from Hymenoscyphus albidus, 964 nucleotides. Lineage: Eukaryota; Fungi; Ascomycota; Leotiomycetes; Helotiales; Helotiaceae. The record is from the annotation of a GenBank genome assembly.
CGUGAGCGAUCGAAUGCGAUUUCGCACUUGAAAAAGGUGCGAGAAGCUGAAGAAGGCGUUUCUCUUGAAUUUGAGGUAUCAAGUAUUCGUGUUUGGUCAAGUGGUCAUGGUGAAAGUGGUUUGUUGUUGAAAAGCGUUUGCGGUUGACCUGCCUGAGAGUCGGCGGCGCUAGGCGACUCUUGGAGAGGUUCCCAGGCUGCUUCCUCCCUACCAGCCUUCAAAGUUGCAGAUUCAGCAGCCUCGUCAAACCGACACAACACCACUUACACAACGACACAAUGCCUGGAACAGUGACAGUGCGAAACACGGUCGAUAGACUGGAUAAGCCAAGUGCAUACUACCAAUCCAGGGUAAGAGAGAAAAACCACCAUCACCGAAUUCCAUAAUGUUCUUUCACUCGGCGCAUCGCAUCGCAUAGCUAACCUGCUGUCUUCACAAUUCAGAACAACAAAAAACGCCGAUACCAAGAUGAAGACGAGCGCGAGAAAACCCCCGAACCAGUCGAUGAUCCCCUAAAAGACGCCGCAACCCUCUAUGUAGGGAACCUGUUUGUCCCCCGAAUCCCCUCUCAUCAACGCAAUCCUCUAACAACCACAGAUCCUUCUACACAACUGAAGAACAAAUCCAUGAACUUUUUGCCAAAUGCGGUGAGAUCAAGCGCUUGAUUAUGGGACUAGAUCGUUUCACCAAGACGCCCUGUGGCUUUUGCUUCGUAGAAUACUACACACAUCAAGACGCUCUGGAUUGCUUAAAGUACAUUGGCGGUACGAAGUUGGACGAACGGAUUAUACGGACCGAUUUGGACCCGGGAUUUCAAGAGGGAAGACAGUAUGGACGGGGUAAGAGUGGGGGACAGGUUAGAGAUGAGUAUAGGGAGGAGUAUGAUGAGGGACGGGGUGGGUUGGGGAGAGCGAUUCAAGCGGAGAGGAUGAAGGAGGAGGAGGAGUAUGGGAAGGGGAGAUGA